This is a messenger RNA of Sipha flava (yellow sugarcane aphid), 1609 nucleotides long. RefSeq names its product reticulon-4-interacting protein 1 homolog, mitochondrial. Gene Ontology annotation, cellular component: mitochondrion. Lineage: Eukaryota; Metazoa; Arthropoda; Insecta; Hemiptera; Aphididae. The transcript is spliced from 5 exons. The record is from RefSeq and is a predicted model, not a curated record. Gene Ontology annotation, molecular function: zinc ion binding; oxidoreductase activity. Bases 325 to 1473 code for a protein of 382 amino acids.
GUCUAUAUUUAUGCACUCGCGACUCCGUUACCUUCCGGAGCCGGUAAUCUUACACCGCUCGUACCUGUUCGGCAAUAACAGUUUUCUGAAAUUGUAAUUACCGUUGGGCAGCCCGCGCCGUAUGUCAUUCUGUAACGCUUUCACGACCUGUUCAGACGCAAUCGAAACCUCAACGCACGCGAUACCGUGUUGCUGUUCAACUCGUUGGUCGGCCCGCAAUCGUUCACGCGGCACCGUCCUCGUAUAGUGGGCAUUUUGCGUUAACGUUACGUUCACGUUUAGGUUAGUACCGGCCGUGCGCAGUUCCCACGUACGUGGACUACGAUGUCCGAGACCGCCAACGGGCCCGCCGCGCGAAUGGUCGCCUGGCAGGUCGAUUCGUACGGCCCGUUCGAAAACUCGGCGAAGCUGAACGCCGACGUCGGUUCGCCCGCGGCCACGGUUGGACCCAAGGAUGUCCUGGUGCGCGUCAGAGCGUCUUCCGUCAACCCCAUAGACGUCCUCAUGGCCGAGGGUUACGGUCAAGUGCUGUUGGGCAGGAUUCGACAAGCAAAAAAUAUGUCCCUAUGCAGGCCGGUCGAGUUCCCGUUAACUUUAGGACGGGAUUUUUCCGGCGAAGUCGUUGCUACGGGAAUCGACGUGCCGGCCGUGGACUUCACCGUGGGAGACUCCGUCAUGGGCGUCGUAGCUCCUUACCAACAGGGCUGUCACGCCGAGCUUGUCGUUGCUCCUGCUGCUCAAGUGAUCAAAAAACCCAAACACAUGUCCGACGAGGAAGCGUCAAGCUUGUUGUACACGGGUUUGACUGCUUGGUGCGCUUUAAAAGUUUCCGGAGGAUUGUAUGUUUUGAACGCUUCCGGUAAAAACGUGUUGGUACUCGGUGGAUCUGGUGGUGUUGGAAAUUGUGCCAUACAAAUAUUGAAGUCUUGGGGCGCUAAGGUAACUACUACUUGUAGUACAAAUGCCAUAAAUUUAGUUAAAGGACUUGGACCAGAUAAUGUCAUAGAUUACACCACUGAAGAUGCACAUAAACAGAUAGAACAAUUUGGAAAGUACGAUUUAAUCCUAGAUGCAGCAGGAAUUCCUUAUGACAGCAUCAAUAAAUAUAUGCCUUUGUUAAAAUGUUGGUCAUUUUCUGGGUUCAUAACUCUACGAAGCCCGAUCUUGCACAACACAGACUCAUAUGGCAUGAUAGCUGGAAUGUUAAAAAAUGCAUAUGAUCUAGUGGUACCAAACAUUGUGUCUGGAGCAGUAUUCAAAGGUUCUUCGAUCAGAUGGGGUACUUUCAUGCCUCUAGAGAGUGGUAUUAAAGAAUUAGCACAAUUAGCCGAAGAAAAAAAACUCGUUGUUCCCAUUGACAGUGUUUUUGAAUUCGCAGACAUGAAGGACGCGUUCAAGAAAGUGAAGAAUGGACAUAUCAGGGGUAAAGUAGUUGUAACGUUUAAUGAUACAAAAAUUAAUACGAAAAAUUAAAUGUAUGAGUCAAAGUGGCGCAUUUCAAUGUAUGAUUAUUCGUUUAUCUUUUGUAGUAUGAUAAAUCUUUAUAAUCAAAUUUUAAUCUAUUAUGAUGGUUAGCUUUCACAUGUAUUAUUAAAAAUAAAAUAAAUUA